GUGAACAAAGCACACAGAAAAUUUGUUCAUUGAAUUUGGAAGGUCCACAGUCCAGCUGAGUCCAGCUUCCAGCUGGAAUUUGGAAAGCAAGGCAUUGAAGUUUUCUCGCUUCUGCCAAGAAGCGAGAACUUUGCUGAAUCCAUGUCCUAUCUGUGGAGUCUCGACUUCAUGAGUGUACACUGCAGGUGAAUGCAGUUGGGAACGCCGCCCUGCCAUAUACUGCUGUCAUCCCAGCCGAUGACGUAAAUUUGAAAACCCCUGAUUACAAUUGUAGUCUCUCUGUUUAAAUAGAAGCUAGACAUGGAUAGAAGCAGCUGGCAAUGCCGUCAGAACAAGCAGCUUGGCUGGCGGCCAGCGGGGCUCCUCAUACUAGUUACUCUGAGCUCGCUUCUGAAUCCAGCGACAGCUCAGUCUACACCUUGCGGCCCUUCUCUGAACUGUGUCAAUGGGGCCUUGUGCAACGAAACGCCCGAGUCUGCAACGGGGGGCGUGGCUUACCUGUGCGCCUGCCUGAACGGGUUCUCGGGGCCGAACUGUGAAACGAAGGUUACAGCAUCUGGUACAGGAUCUACGACAUGCGGACCAAAUCUCUUGUGCUUAAACGGUGGGGUUUGCAACGAGACCCCCGGAGCAGAGGCAGGAGGGGGAGGGGCUUACUUGUGCGCCUGUCCGAACGGGUUCAACGGGCAAGACUGCGGGACUCCAUGUGGGGGAGUGUCACAGGCACCCUGCAGUCCAGCUAGCACGGCCAGCAGCAGUGGCCCCACCGCCGCGCCGCUUCCAACCACCUCCACACCGACCUCCGCGCCAGUAACCCCCUCCCCGGUUACCACUCAACCCGCCUCUAAUCCAGUCGUUAACCCGGGGCCCGUUCCCACUGCCACGCAAGCCUGCGGCCCGAGCCUAGUUUGCCAGCACGGAGGGGUGUGUAACCAGACUCCUGGGGCGCAAGAAGGGGACACCGGAUUCUGUGCGUGCCUGGAUGGGUUCACGGGACUAGAUUGCAGCGUCGACAGCACGGGUCAGAACCGCGGGAGUACUACCACCCAGGCUACCAACGGCGUGGCGCCGGUUAUCACACCAACUGCGACGUCGUCCAUCCGCAGAGCAAGCAGCGGCGGUGGCGGGGUCAAGGUGUGGGUCAUCGUGGUCGCCGUCGUGGCCGCACUCGCUGGCGUCGUCCUCGUGGGCGCGGUUUUGCUCCUCGUGAGGCGGCGCCGGUCGGCCGGGGGCGCGCUCGCGUACCAACGGCGGGACAGCGCGCACGCGCAGAUGUCGUCCCUCGAAAGGCGCGGGGACUUUGCGGCGGACGUUUGAUGCGCGGGCAAAAGCAAUUUGGUCGAAAAGUUCUGGCAGGGAGUUCCGGCGGCGCAAAUUUUUGAGGACUAUCUGCAUAGUUGCUUUGAUGAAGGAACACGCGGAGACUUGGAGCGGAAGGCUGAGACGCACGGCGUGAAGUGCAUCGUUUGGCCGGGCUUUUUUCUUACGAGACUGGAUCUGGAAAAGGAGUGCAGUCAACGAUCCUGGACGCGAAGAUGGGUAAAACGUAGAGGGGGAUCAGCCGCUGUCAGGAUCGUAAGCUGUAACGGACUUUGAAUGGAGAGGGGGUUCCUUGCAGAUAAUCUCGGAUGCAGAGUUGCCAAAAUUUCAGAAAUUCCAAUUUUAUGCUCGAGUCAGCGUCGGUGGAGAACCAGCUUAUGAUGCACCUGAAGAAGUAGCACACUAGGUAAGUGUAGAACGUAUCCUAUAGGCCUUAAAACUGCAGGCUUCUCUGUCAACGAAGCAUGCACAACUCAACUUCGCACGCAGUCGAUCUAGGUCUAUGUCCUUGUGCUGUUGAUGAGUCUAGUUGCAUGUUCAAAGAAUCAACCCAGCCAACACCGAGGAUCGGGACGAAGCUUGUCAUCCAAUGUAUAUAUAUCACUCACCAUGAUUGGAUGGGCUCGCAG
Molecule: messenger RNA, 1949 nt
Organism: Klebsormidium nitens
Lineage: Eukaryota; Viridiplantae; Streptophyta; Klebsormidiophyceae; Klebsormidiales; Klebsormidiaceae
Source: the annotation of a GenBank genome assembly